AUGGUGUUGAUCUUACUCCAGUUUGGCAUUAUUCUCGCCUUUCUUCAACCGAUUAAUGCCGAGUUUAGUAAGCAUUUCAACAGUUGGCUGAGCGAGCACUUUGGGGAGGAUGUGCGACGGCAUUUGGAAAGGUACGGUAGUAAUUGAUGCGAGGAAGAGGAGUUGUGACAAUAAUAUCACGUGUCCCGAGCGCGGUCGAACUGAAGGGAUGGUGAAUAUGGGUUAAAACUAUUAUGAGUACUAUAUAAUACUAUAUAGUAAAAAAAUGAUUUAACUAAAAGUUAGAAAGAUUUGCUAUAUAAAAUAUAAUUUUAGAUUAGAUUUGGGUCCUGGAGGCUCAUUUGGCGGUAAAAGAGAUGAUAAACAUCGUGUUACUAAACAACCAAUCAUAUUUGUUCAUGGUGUCUCUAACACGGCCGGUGAUAUGAUGCUACGGGCUGCUACACAUUUUCGGUAAAUGUUUAUUUUGUCUACUACGAUAUUAUUUUUAAAGCAUUUUUAUUUGUGAGUUAAGAAUAUCAUAAAUAUCAUAAAGCAACCCAUAAAGUAUCGAAAAAUAUCAAGUUAUUAUAUAUUGUUUUUCAGUAAGCACUACAACUACACAAACGCCGAAGUAUAUGGUACAACUUACGCCAACGGAAACCAAGGUAAUCCUUUACAAUGGGCUCAGUACCAAAUGGAAUGUCAUUACGUUAAGCUAGUACGAGCUUUGAUAGUGGCAGUACGUCUAUAUACAGGUCGUGCUGUGGAUGUGGUAGGAUACUCGUUGGGAGUACCAGUAUCUCGAAAAGCCAUCCUAGGAGGACGGUGUGUUGAUACUGGUGAAGAUCUUGGUGCACCGUUGACCAAAUUCAUUGAUACCUAUGUUGGUGUAGCUGGCCCUAACCAUGGUAUUGCUCUACAAGUUGGAGGUAUUCAAGUACCUGGAUGUGUGUUCAGUGUUGUGCCAAUUUGCAACACUCGUACUGGGUUGUACUCCGGCUUUUGCCCUGCUGAAUCUGACUUUCUUCAAGAUAUUAAUAGACCGGCUGGCUAUGAAGGGCAGCAUAGAUUCUCGGUUUACAGUACGGCUGAUCAAAUUGUUGGUCAUACUGUUUGUGGGAGGGUAGGUUGUUCGUUUUGUAGUGUGUUAUGUUAAAAUUAGUUCCUGGGGGCUAUAUAAAUAAAAAUUUGCAUAAGUACAAAGACUUGUUUUUAUGAUUUUCGGGGUCUGGCGGUUCUUUUUGGCCUAAAGAGGGUAGAAAGUUAAAAGAAUUUUGGCUAGUUGAAUUUUUUUUGAAAUUUAACAGGAGGAACAUGUUGAACAUUUAAAAAAAUUUUGAAUGUUUUUUCUUGUAAUUUCUUUUUUUUUAUUUUCUGCCCCUGCUAAGCAUUUAAAAAUUAUUUUUAUACUGUAGCACCUUAUGCUUUGCUAGCUACAAUAACAUUUUCUAAAAAAGAUUUCAGCUGAAAACAGUAAUAUGAACCCCUUUACUUUCUCCUCCUUUAUCACUCUGAUGCAAAACUUUUGUUUUUUGUAAACACGAUCAAAGUGUAACCAAAGUUACGGUGUUUUUGCAGAUGACAAGCCAAGUUCCAAUGCAACAUGGGGAGAAGGUAUUUGGCGAUAAAAACCACGAUAACACGUUCUACGACUCCUUCCCUUACUUGUACAAGAUGACCAAUCAGCAUGUUGUUGAGUAG
Molecule: messenger RNA, 1683 nt
Organism: Bursaphelenchus okinawaensis
Lineage: Eukaryota; Metazoa; Nematoda; Chromadorea; Rhabditida; Aphelenchoididae
Source: the annotation of a GenBank genome assembly